UAGGAGACAAGAAUAAAAGAACAAAGAAAUUGGUUAGAGAGGGGGUAGAUGGAUGAGGAAGUAGUGAGUGAGUCUCUCUCUCUCCCCCCACCCCCACAAAGAGAGAGAGAGAGUGAGGAACAUAAAAACUUUUUAAAGACAAAAAAACAGACACAAAUAGAUAUUUGAUAGACAAAAUAAAAACUGCUCAUUACACUUUCUUCUUCUUCUUCUUCUUAGUACACACACUUUCUCAGAAAAAUGAAUUCAAGCAAAAGAGAAGAAGAAGAAGACGAUCUUAAUCUUUUCCUUCCAGUCCCACCGGAUCUAUCAAUACACCCACCACACCAGAUCCUCCCCUCCACCACCACCACACAACCACCAUCAGAACCUCCCUCUUUCUCUCUCUCCGAAAUCGUUCUCUUCCCUUCCCCCUCCCCUUCCUCCUCCCCUCACAGCCACUCCUCCGGCGACUCACCACCACAAACCACCGCCCCAACGCUAAAACCCUUUUUCAUAAGCCCUGACCCACAUAUCUCAUCUCAAUUCUACACAUUCAAUCGAGAUUCUCAUUCUUUAAUGAUCAACUGCCUCCUCCAAAACCGCCUCGCUACUCCGGCCGAGAUCCGCGACGCCACGCCAUCCCCCGUUCUUAAAUCGUGGCGAACAGUUUGGAAAGACCGGAACGAAGAAACCGCUUAUUUAACUGCUUGGAAGAGAAUUCAAGAUAAAUUAACCGCGCGUGUUGAUCAAAACGGUAAUCAAUUUCUUUGCUUCAAGAACAACACGAAUCAAUUCGUUUCGCAUGUUAAUCAAUGGCAAGACAUUGUUAUGAAUUUUCAUAGUGAUGCUGAUCUUAAACAUUUAGGUGUUAAAGAUACUGUUGAGAGAAUUAAACAGGUUUGGACUGUUGGUGCCAAGUUUUAUGGGAUUCCUGAGAGUUAUGUUAGAGUUUGUAUUGCCGCUUGUCCUGUUUGUUCCGCGGCAGAGUCUGGAUCUAGUAUGUCUGAUGCUGCAGCGGCUGCUAGGAACAAGCGGCGGAGAUUUGAGUAUACUGAGUCUUUUGAUGUGCCGGCUAAGGAAGUGCCGAGUAAGUUGCAGCAGUUAGCUGCUAAGCAUAAGGUUGUGCUUUGUAUUAGACAGAAGUAUAUUAGGUAUAAGCCAUUUAUGGCGGAGGUUAAGGAUUAUGCUUGUCAUAGAGCGGGUCAACCUGCUGCGAAUAAGAAAGCCAAGAUUUUGAAGAGGGAGCCUUAUGCUUCGAAGAGAUGUGGAUGUGGGUUUAGGAUUAGGGCUAUUGUUCCGAUUGCGAAUUAUAAUGAGAAGGAUAAGAGUUUUGUUUAUGAGGAAGAGGGGACCGCGGUUUUUAAAUUGUAUGCUGUGCAUUCGGGGCAUGAACCGGGGCCUUUGGAUGGGAAUGCUAGGAUUAUGCAUAGGGUUGUUGGACAUAAAGGUGGGUAUUUGAUGGAUCAGGAUGCGGUUGUUUAUGGGGUGAGUGAGGAAAUGGAGAACGAAGGGUUUGGUUUGAUGGGGAAAGAUGAUGGAGAUUUGCAGUUUUCGGUUUUGCAACAGGUGCAGGAGUUGAGAGCUGAAGUUGGGAUGUUGGAAGGGAGGGUUUCGAAGAUUCCGCAGGAGCUGUUGGGUUCGGUUUCAAGGGAUUUGUUUGAUGUUGUGAAUAGAAUUAGGAGUAUAGGGAAGUGGGCUUGAAGCCAAUGGGGUUACAUCACGGAUAAGUCACAUUCAGACGAUGUCUUGGUUGGGGAUAAUGAUCUUGCAAACUGGAGUAAUCAUCACCAUGAAAGGAUUUACGGGGAUGGCAAGGAAACAGAGCUGAUUGAGGAUGAUGAAGAUAGUUUUGGCCGCACUUUGGGAGAAGUUGUUUCUUGGGGGACCAUAUGAACGGAGUGCAGAAGUCAGAAGGAUCUCAUAAGCGAAACUUGUAAGCCUGAAAAGUGGUUGAAAUGUGAUUUUGAUCAUAAGAGCAUACUUGAUUGUGAAGAUACUAAACUAACCAAACCCAUCAGACAUAACGAGGCAAUAGUUUCAGACGUAGGUCUUGGUUGUGUUGACAGUUUCUACCAAGACAAUUCUAAAUGGUAUGAUUCUCCUUGUGCUUUGGGUACCAGUGCAGAUUGUGAGGAUACUGGAUUCCAUCAUGGAGAGAUUUUAUAGUGCCAUGAAGGUCCAAGUUUAUACACUCUAACCUAGAGAUCAGACACUGCUCUGCCUAUGUACCCCUUCAAACAAAUUGAAGUGGGAUUGUACAUUUAUGUAUACAGAAGAUUGGAGCCGCUCAACUUGCCCUUUUAGGUGUAUUUAUUGUAUGUGGUUCUGUAAAGUAUGACCAAUUAUGCUUCUUGCACAUAGCUUUGUUAUGAGUUUGGAUAUAUUUAUUGACCUUGCUCUCUCACAGACUUCAGAUUCUUUAGCUUAGUCCUUCUUAUAAUGCACAUCAGUGUUUUUAGUGGUUUGUUUUUUAACUUCGGAUAAUUUUGUAUGUAUUAUGAAGAGCUACCGGUGAUUUAUUGCCAUAUGGUGUUGUGAACUUUUUCUUUUUGGCA
Messenger RNA from Medicago truncatula (barrel medic), 2537 nucleotides. RefSeq lists its product as uncharacterized. The record is from RefSeq and is a predicted model, not a curated record. NCBI's taxonomy places the organism in Eukaryota, Viridiplantae, Streptophyta, Magnoliopsida, Fabales, Fabaceae.